AUGGCUGUUACAGCGUCGACGGAUGUCUUCGGACUGAAGCGAACGGGCGAGUCGUUGCGAGGCAAACAGAACUAUCUAUCACGAGAAUACCGCGCUAUGCAGAAGAGUCUGUCUGAGGCCUCCCAACCGGGGGAACGCCAGCCACGAGUCCGACGCGAAGAAGCUCUGAGAAUAUUUCUGCCGCCUCCUCCCAUCUUCACACCCAGAGUGUCCAGCACAAAGACCCGCAAUUUGCUCCACGCGAUGCAACAGCUGGCAUAUACGGAACGUUGCUGUAUGACAGGAGCCCCGGGAGGUGCAGACCAGAGUCUACCAGGUGAGAUAGAGAUACAGCCGUGGGCGACGGUCAGGAGGGCUAAUGAUUUGAUAGGUUAUACGAUACAAAUGCCACAUACUCUAAGAUCCGACCCCUCACGCUACGUCGCGUACCGCUGGAAGUUUAUACGCCGUGUGGCAGCUGCUUCAAGGGCGUCACAAAAUGCUGCGAUUUGA
Penicillium concentricum is the source of this 492-nucleotide messenger RNA. RefSeq lists its product as uncharacterized. The record is from RefSeq and is a predicted model, not a curated record. The transcript is spliced from 2 exons. The coding region runs from base 1 to 492 and encodes 163 amino acids. Lineage: Eukaryota; Fungi; Ascomycota; Eurotiomycetes; Eurotiales; Aspergillaceae.